Pseudo-nitzschia multistriata is the source of this 1995-nucleotide messenger RNA. The record is from the annotation of a GenBank genome assembly. NCBI's taxonomy places the organism in Eukaryota, Bacillariophyta, Bacillariophyceae, Bacillariales, Bacillariaceae.
AGAUCUGUGUUUACGGGAAUCACCCAUUAUGGGGUGUGACAAGUAGUACUACUAGAGUAGUAGUGGUAGCAAAGGGGAAAAAAUCCUAAAUUUUCCGGGUGGCAACAUCUGGCAACACGCGACGGGAAAAAGUUAAUCCAGACGAGAAAUCAAUCGGUAUUAGUUCCAUCGAAAGAMACCCACUGACUCGAUUCUUGGCGAAAAUUUUCCACAGGAAGUACAAAAACGCCUAAGGAUUGUUCGGUCUGCCGCUUAGUAUUCGUCUUUUUYUUCCUUUGUCGAGUCAAAAUGGCGACAGCGCCUCGGACCACGCAACAAUAUCCGAYUGCGGGUCCAACCGCSGCGGGCGGAACAAAUGAGGUCGCUACGGCUAUUCCAGCCCUAAAAGUGAUGCGGCUCCAAAAACCCGAACUCGAUAUGACAAAAGCUGGAACACUAAAWCCUUCGGGCUGUUUGCUUGGUUCGAGUCUUUGCCUACCGGACUCGUUUGGUAUCAUUCACGUGGGAGAGACGUUCACCGCAUAUCUCGGGGCACUGAAUGUUUCGAAAAGACUGCCUGUCACAAAUCUAACGAUAACGGCACAGUUGCAAACACCAUCACAACGGUGGCACAUGGCUUCGAAAACACUCGACGAAUGCAACGCAGCGGGAGGAUGCGAACUUCUUCCUGGGCAAGGCAUUGAUUCUAUCGUUUCCCAUGCGCUGGAGGAAGCCGGGCAGCACAUUCUUCGUGUUGAAGUGGGAUACGGAGGAAACGGAGGACCGAUGAAGUCGCUGCGAAAAUUUUAUCGGUUUCAGGUUUCGAAUCCCGUCGUCAUGUCGGAACUUACCUACCGCACUGGCGAUUCGUCGUGUUUUGUUUCAAUUUCUCUCCAGAACAAUGGCCACGAAUCAAAGGGUGGGCUUACCGUAUCGUCGGCAGAAUUCGAGGCCGCUCCUGGUCUUGUUGUAGAAAAAGCUAUUGCUUGUGCGCCAAAAACUGACGACACAAAUAAAAUAGGUGCACCAACCAAUCAUCUCGGCGAGGGAUUAGAUAUGUUUGACAAUUCUGGACGACUAGAGCCAGGAGACUCGAAGCGUUACAUCUUUAAGGUCGGAGUAUCGAAAGCAGACUCUGCUUCGGGUGCGUCCGUCAAGGGAAUAGCUGCGGGAGAUCAGUUAGGGAAAGCCAUUUUUACAUGGCGUAAAGCUUGUGGUGAAAUGGGACGGAUGGCAAGCUCACCUGUUGUAUGUCCAAUGUUACACCCAAAUCUUGAUCCAAAUGAUCCGGGAACGACAAUGCAAGGGACUGGUACCGAUUUCGUGGUCCACGUACAAGGGAGUAGUUUGUCCAUUGAUGUUGCGACUCAUGCGGCAGGUAGAACGACAAAUUCACCACGUGACGGAACGACACUCGACUUGCUAUUGCCCCUCACAGUAGAACCCGUGAAUCCAUGCAAACAAUUGCGUGUUGGGGUUCCUGUUGAUUUUGCAUUUUUGGUUGUAAAUCACUCCCCAGAAUUCGUAACCCCUCAGCUUCAAUUUCGCUUGGAGCACAUGAAAGGCAUURCGGUCUGCGGUCCCAGCUUUAAGAACUUGGAAGAAAUUCCCGGGAACGGAGGGAGUACCACGGUGCUCGUGCGUUUUAUUGCGUUGUCUACAGGGUUAGCACAGCUUACUGGGUGUUGUGUUUUAAAUUUAGCUACGGGGCAYGUCAUUGCUCAGCCACCCCUAAUGAAUAUCAUGGUCAUAGAAGAAUAAACUUUAUUAGCUUGGUCCAUUACAUAGCAAGGAUCCGUUACCCGAAUCAAAAUUUCUCCUUUUGUCUGAUCCUCCCGUAACGAUAGUCUCUUCGGAAUGAACUCAUUCCACUCGAAUAUUACGGGGGAUGCCAUCGUUGUCGAAAUGGUUGCUAAGAAGAAAAACGCUGAAAAAGAUAAUCUCGUCAACGGAAAAGCAACGGUAUCUAGUAUUGGAGACUGAAGUGUGACGAACAAAUAAAAAGUACAACAAAAU